This is a messenger RNA of Rangifer tarandus platyrhynchus (Svalbard reindeer), 1491 nucleotides long. NCBI's taxonomy places the organism in Eukaryota, Metazoa, Chordata, Mammalia, Artiodactyla, Cervidae. The record is from the annotation of a GenBank genome assembly.
AUGAGAGAGCUCCGGAGACUGGUUCAGGGCAGGGUCCUGCUCCUGACCAUCUGUGCAGCUGGCAUUGGUGGAACUUUCCAGUUUGGCUACAACCUCUCCAUUAUCAAUGCCCCGACCUUGCACAUUCAGGAAUUCACCAAUGAGACGUGGCGGAUGCGAACCGGCCAGCCGCUGCCCGACCACCUGGUCCUGCUCGUGUGGUCCCUCAUCGUGUCCCUGUAUCCCCUCGGGGGCCUCCUGGGAGCGCUGCUCGCUGGGCCCCUGGCCGUCACGCUGGGAAGGAAGAAGUCCCUGCUGGUGAACAACAUCUUCGUGCUGGCCGCCGCGGGCCUGUUUGGCUUCAGCCGCAGAGCAGGCUCCUUUGAGAUGAUCAUGCUGGGAAGACUGCUUGUGGGCAUCAGCGCAGGUGUAAGCAUGAACGUCCAGCCCAUGUACCUUGGGGAGAGCGCCCCCAAGGAGCUCCGAGGGGCCGUCGCCAUGACCUCCGCCAUCUUCACCGCCCUGGGGCUCGUGAUGGGUCAGGUGGUCGGACUCAGGGAGCUCCUGGGUGGUCCGCAGGCCUGGCCCCUGCUGCUGGCCAGCUGCCUGGUGCCCGGGGCGCUCCAGCUGGCCUCCCUGCCCCUGCUCCCCGAAAGCCCACGCUACCUGCUCAUUGACCGUGGAGACCCCGCAGCCUGUCAGGCAGCGCUGCAGCGGCUGCGGGGCCCCGCGGACCUGGCCGGGGAGCUGGCGGAGCUGGAGCAGGAGCGCGCCGUCUGCCGGGGCGGGCGCGCGCGACGCCCAUGGGAGCUGUUCCGGGAGCGCGCGCUGCGGCGGCAGGUGGCCAGCCUGGUGGUUCUGGGCGGAGCCAUGGAGCUGUGCGGGAACGACGCGAUGUACACCUACGCUUUGGCCGUGUUCAGCCAGGCGGGGAUCUCGCAGGACAAGAUCCAGUACGUGGCCAUCGGGACCGGGGGCUGCGAGCUGCUGGCGACGCUGCUCAGCUGCCUGGUGAUUGAGAGGGCAGGCCGGCGGGUGCUGCUGACGGGGGGCUACGGCCUAAUGACCUGCUGGGGGAGCGUCUUCACGGUGGCCCUGUGCCUCCAGGGCUCCUUCUCCUGGAUGCCCUACCUGGCCAUGGCCUGCGUCUUUGCCUCCAUCCUCAGCUUUGGCAUUGGCCCUGCCGGGGUGACCGGGAUCCUGGCCACGGAGCUGUUUGACCAGAUGGCCCGGCCUGCUGCCUACAUGGUCUGCGGGGCGCUCAUGUGGACCAUGCUGUUCCUGGUGGGGCUGGCGUUCCCCUUCAUCAUGGAGGGCUUGUCCCACUUCAUCUAUGUGCCUUUCCUCUGUGUCUGCAUCUGCGCGGCCGUGUACUCGGGCCUCUUCCUCCCUGAGACCAGAGGCAAGAGCUUCGUGGAGAUCUCGGAGGAGCUGCACAGACUCAACUUCCCAGGGAGGGGCCGAGGCCCGGCGUGGGCUGGCCCCGAGGUCGUCAGGUCCACGGAACUGUAG